UUCCUGGUUGUCGGCAGUCAGUAUUCUGAAGCAAUGAACGAGAUGAUAGGCUGUGGUUGUUAAAAAGUAUCACCUCUUCUAGAAACAGGAGUGCCUUGUGCAAGGAUGAUUGUGUGAUAAGUGUCCAUUUAAAGAGCAGGUUUUACAGUAAUGGUGUGCAGUUACUCCUGAUGAAAUAUUGGCGCACGUUCACUCUGUACAAGUCAAGCAAAUCCGACAAGCCUGUCAUCAAAUUGUGGGUAGCUGCCAAAGUAAAGAACGAAAGAAAGUAUGCCAAAUGCUACUUCCUAUUUGGAGAAAAAUCCCACUCAAUUAUCUGACAAAGACUUCUGCAUCUGUGGAGAACUGACUUAUUCAACCUUUUCAUGGGCAAUGGGAUAAAUGUCACCACUGGUUUAAUACUGACUUUGUUUAAUUUCGAGCACUGGUUUGACUUUCAAAAACCGAUCUUGUCAAAGCAUUGAGGUUCUUCUUGCUCCUCACAGAACGACACAGUACCAGGUGGGAAGUGCAAAUACAAUAAAACGUUUUGCAUGCGAGAGCAGUUCACAAACAACGCCAAAACUCUGUCCUGACUGCUGAAGUGGUCUACUGUAAUAACAAGGAAGAAACGGCUGUCAUUUACUGCAACGCCACCAAGAUGGAUGUGAAAGAGGAGACGUGUGAGGUUGACAUAAAUACCAUGGAGAUAAUAACUGUAAAUAUUAAGGAGGAGGACUGUGAAUCGGAGUCAGGCCAUUCUGAACAGGAGAGUCUCAGCAUUAAGGAUGAGGAUUAUGAGCUGGUGUCAGUGGGCAUUAAAGAAGAAGCCGAAGAGACGUCUGUCAGCAAUGAGACACACAAAUGGAAAAGUAGGAAGCGAGGUGAGCUCAACACGAAGUCUGAAUCCUUACAGUCUGACACACAGAGAAUGGAGGAAAUGUCUUCUCUUCGAAGUGAGGAAGAUCAGCCACCAUCAACAAACAAAUCUGGGGAAAGAAACAAGCGUCACUGCUGUUCCCAAUGUGGCAAACGAUUUUCUCGUUUAAGCGCUCUUCAAACCCACAAAAGAGUUCACACUGGAGAGAAGCCCUACUGGUGUUCGGAAUGUGGCAAACUCUUCUCACAAAUUGGCCAUCUUCAGAGACACACAGCAAUUCACACGGGAGAGAAGCCUUAUGGCUGUUCGGAAUGUGGCAAACAAUUCUCACGAAUCAGCCAUCUCCAGAGACACACAACAAUUCACACCGGAGAGAGUCUGUUUUGCUGUUCUGAAUGUGGCAAGCAAUUUUCACAAUUAAGUGACCUUCAGAGUCACACAAGAAUUCACACUGGGGAAAAGCCAUUUUCCUGUAAUGAGUGUGGCAAGCAGUUCAAACAUAUGAUCAGCCUUCAGAGCCACAUCCAGAUUCACACAGCAGAAAGGCCAUAUUCCUGUAAUGAGUGUGGAAAACAGUUCAAACAUAUGAUCAACCUUCAAACCCACAUACAGAUUCACAGUGCAAAGAAGCCAUACUGCUGCUCUGAAUGUGACAAGCAAUUCUGUAACAAACAAAGUCUUUUAACUCACUCCAGGAUUCAUGUAGGAGAGGAUCCAAAAUCUUGUUCUGAAUGUGGAAAACAAUUUUCUACCAGCAGCUAUCUUCUGAUACACAAAAGAAUUCACACUGGGGAGAAGCCAUUUUCUUGUUCAGAAUGUGGAAAGCAAUUUUAUGACAACAGCCACCUUCAGCGUCACCAAAGAGUUCACACGGGGGAGAAGCCGCAUUGUUGUUCAGAAUGCGGUAAACAAUUCUCGCGAAUGGCCCACCUUAAGACCCACAUAAGAAUUCACACUGGAGAGAAGCCAUAUUCUUGUUCCGAAUGUGGAAAACAAUUCUCUGACAGCAGCCAUUUUCACAAGCACAAAAAAAAUUCACACUGAAGAGAGGCUGUAUUGCUAUUUGGAAUGGUUCCAGUGACUCUCAUGAACAAGCAGUCUUUAGACAACUGAACUGUCAUGGCUAUAAAGAGUGAGAUUUGAUUCAAUCUUAUCUUGAUAGUGAGCGCAUAAAGACAAUUUAGAGCAAUUUAAUGCCAAGAGAAGCCAUAUUGCUGUAGUGAAUGUGAAAAAACAGUUCUGUUUCAGUCAUAGUCUUUUUACCCAUUCAAGAAUUCACGUAGGAGGGAAAAUUGUUCUUAAAAUGUCAUGAUUAAGGACCACAUAAAACUUCACGCUGUAGCCAGGCCAUAUUCUUGCUCUGGAUGUGGCAAACAGUUCUUUGACAUGAAUCCUCUCCAGUGCCACGUGAGAAUUUGCUAUGAAGAGAAGCCCUGAAGGAGGAAGUUGGAAGAUAAUAAAGAAAGGGAAGGAAGGAGUUAGUAGGGUGAUUUUUGGACUCUUAAAUUUUGACGAGUUCCUUCACAAGGUGGGGUUCAUUGCGUAAGAUCAAUACCAAUUCUCAUCAAGGUGAGAAACAUCCAUCAUACUGGCUGCACAUCUCUGUGGAUACAAAAGUGGCCAACAACUUCAUUUUGUUAAUUAAUUUGAUAUUUUGCUCUUGUUCUUUAUUUUCUACUUUACAAGUUUCACUUUUGA
Polypterus senegalus (gray bichir) is the source of this 2557-nucleotide messenger RNA. Its product is annotated as zinc finger protein OZF-like. The record is from RefSeq and is a predicted model, not a curated record. Lineage: Eukaryota; Metazoa; Chordata; Cladistia; Polypteriformes; Polypteridae. Gene Ontology annotation, molecular function: DNA-binding transcription repressor activity, RNA polymerase II-specific. The transcript is spliced from 5 exons. Bases 641 to 1903 code for a protein of 420 amino acids. Gene Ontology annotation, biological process: negative regulation of transcription by RNA polymerase II.